GGUGUCAGCUCGGGCCCACCGCGCGCGCCGCGAGCGCGCGCGGGCGGGGGGCGCGCCAUGCACGAGCCGCUGCAGGCGCCCGCAGAAGGCGAUGAGAGGCGGAAUGCUCUGCUCGCCAACGUGGGGGCGGCCGUCGAGUUCGUGCGGCGGCACAGGUGUUGCGUCGAAGUGAUCACUGGCUUGAUGGCAGCUGUCGUAAUCUCAACCUACGUGCUCUACCCGUCCGUGGCAGUGGCAGAGGUCGAGUUGCCCACGGUGAUGGGGCAGCCGCACCCGCAGGUCGCCUCCACCACGCCCCUGCCCUUCUCGACGGCGGCGCCGGCGCACCCGUCCACGACCCACGUCGAGCCGCCCGCGGCGGCGCACGCGCGGGUGGUGCGCCUCGGCGCGCCGGCGCGGCUGUGGCAGACGGCGCCCGCGGCGUCCGCCGCGGGGGCCCGGCCGGCCCGCAUCGUCGUCGGUCCGGCCACACGGAAGGAUCUCCGCGACGUCAUGGAGAUCGAGGCGAGCGCCCAGCAGGAGGCCGACGGCAAGAUCUGGUACCUUUUGAGCCCGGAUCUCGACGUGUACCCAGUGCUGGUGGACGCCCCGGAUCUGCGCGGCUACGAGCUUCUGGACAACGACGGGAGCGUGCUGUUGAGGUCUGGGCUCCGCCGGGGCGCGAGACCGGUGUACGGCUCCGAGUGGGUGCCUACCGCGCUGGAGCUGGUGGACGCGAUGGAGGCGGUGGCCCCGCAGGUCAGGCCCGAGCACAGGAUGUCCAAGAAGGGUCCGCUUCCUCCGACGGGGGCAGCAGUGCAGACACCUACGGACUUGGUGAAUAUAGUGACUGGGAGUGAAAGGCUCCCGGAGGUCAAGCCGCUGCGCUGGUACGUCACGGCGGGGCCCAACAAGUCGGAGAUCGACGGCCUCUUCCCCCACUCCGUGGUGGACGAGUUCGCGCGUUCGGAUGACAUGGCCAUCGCUGUUGUCGGCACCGGCGCGUACACCCUCAGAGCCCUCGACCCGAAGGAGGGCGUCGUGCAGGUCAUCCGAGACGACCGCCUGCUAGCCAUGGCGAAGGACAGCAGCGGGAUCCGCAAGAAGCUGUUCAGGGACGCCGUGCUGGAGGUCACGGAGAGCCCGUGGCCAGGGUGGCCGCUCUUGGGGCCGCGCACCACGGCCUGGUGCGUCCGCUUCAUUGCAGAGCAGGACAGCCACCCCCGGGCCCGCCACACCAAGUGGCUGCACGAGACGGGGCUCACCCAGUCGGACCCGGGGGUGGCUGAUCAUGAAGUCGCCAUGCGGGCCUUCGAGUUCGGUCUCGUGUAUGACCAGGUGAACGUGGGGGAGCUCGUGAGUUUCGAGCUGCUGGCCCGGCGGGCGCAGAUGGCGGAGUGGCGAUACCGCGACCGCCUGGCGCCCCGCCGGGCCGACGAGACCGCGGAGGACGAGCACCUCUACAUGGGCACGGGGGAGACGAGGGGUCUCAUCAUGAUGGCCCCGUUCUUGGUGGAGCACAUCUCGACGGAGCUGCACCGGGAGAGCCAGGUGAUGAAGGAGAAGAGGAAGUUGAGGGAGGAGCGCCAGCUCGCCAAGGGCCACGGCGCCGACGGCGACACGAAGGAGAGCCUUCGCAAGAAGGAGACCCUGCAGGCGGCCGCGAUACCGGCGGCCGCGGCGCAAAGUGACGACGCCAUGCCCGCGCCCCGGGAGCUGCUGCCCGUGCCGCUCCCGCGGGCGCCCUUCGACAGCAGCGGGCCUUCAAGCUCAUGCUGUCGUGCCGUGCGUUCUCGUCUUCGCCGCCACCGGCACGUCGACGGGUGGAGCAUGGAGGUGCAUCAGGCGUUCAACUGUCUCCACGGACGAGGGGACGCCGAUCCUGGGUGCCCGCCCACUCUAGGGCAAAGUUUUGGUUCUGACCACGUGCGAGCUGCUGUCCAAAGCAUCGGGGCUCCUACGAUCACAGGCGCGGCAGCCUUCAAGGAGCUGUGCGCCAGCAAGCCCGGCUACACAUCGACGCCGGUGAAGCCCGCCGCCUUCCAGCGCGACCUCGUCGCGCUGCCCUCGCCCGGCGCCAAGUGCGAUGGCGCCUGCAUCCUGCAGGGCGAGGCGCUCGACCUUUGGGAGGAUUGGCAGCAACGGUUGUUGCGGAAGAGCCCAGAUGUCUCCGCCGUGAAGCCGCACUGCGACGCGAAGCUGAUGCAGAGCAAGUCCAGCUACGCCCACUUCGUGGCUGACUUGUACGACGCCGGGCUGGGUUUGCUCUUGGAGCCUAGUGACGAGCUGUGCCUCUCGCAAGUUGAUGUGGAGGCUUGCUUCUACCGCAUGCGUGCACCUCCCGGGAUGGAGGAGGUUUUCGUCUUGCCCCCGCUGGACUGCGGUGCGCUUCGCCGAGUUCGGCCAGACAUCGCCGUCGGCGGGGACGUGACAUGUUCCCCCUUGCUCAUCGUUCUGCCUAUGGGUUGGAACUGGUCACUGUUUUUUUGCCAAGAGAUGGUCACACAGUGCGUGCAGCGUGCUGGUUACCCGCCGUCCCGUAUUAUUGAAGACAAGCGGGCGACUCCAUCCCUGGUCGGCCAGACCGCUGCAGCGGUGUAUGUCGACGGAGUCGCAGUGAUUGGCACGCAGAGCGCGCAGACCGUGCAGGACUGUCGUAGCAUUGCCGAAUCCCUCCUCGCAGUGGGCCUGGUCACCAAGGACAUGGAGCUGCCACAGGACGAGCAGCCGUUCACCGGGCUCAUCUUCGAGAAGGGGUCCGGGCGGAUCUCCCUCUCGCGCAGCCGGAUCUGGAGGAUCCGACGGGCCUUCCAGUUUGCCGCCGAGGCCGACAAGCUCACCGGCGCGCAGAUGCGCAUGCUCCUGGGACACUACACCUGGGCAGCCAUGCUGAGGAGGCCGCUGCUGUCCGUCUUCGCCGCCUGCUACUCCUUCGCGGAGAAGGCCGGGGACAUGGCAUGGCGGCCUUGGGCUACUGUGCGUCACGAGCUCAGGCUGGGCGCGGCGCUGGUGGCGAUGGCCUUUGUAGAUUUGCGUCGGCCAGUCGCCGCCACUGUACUGGCUACCGACGCUUCUGGCGGCGCACGGCAGGGCCGCAGCCUGGCCCCAGAUUUGGCGCCGCCAGGGCUCGAGUCGGCCACCGCUGGCGAUCAUGGGGGCUUCGGCGUAGUCAGUCGCGAAGUCCCCCGCUGCGCCGUGGCCGCCGCCCUUCAGCUCAGCGAGAGGUGGAGAUUCAAGACGCUCGACUUUUUAGGGGCCCGGGCAUCAGCGCUCGGCCUCAAGGAGGAGCAGAAGUUUUACGAGAUCGGUAAGAGUAUAUUGGGUUCUCAAGAAGACUGGAAGGUUUGUUUCUAUGGGCGGUUCAACAGGGCCGCCGACAUCGUUAUCCUGGAGGGGGAGGCUCUGGUCAUGGGGGUCCGCCACUUCGUUCGCAACACUGCCAACCAUGGACGUCGCCUGCUGCUGCUAUGCGAUAAAAUGGGGCUGGUGCUCGCAUCAGGCAAGGGGAGAUCUUCGGUGCCGUCGCUCAACCUCGUGCUUCGUCGGCUCGCUGCGAUCUCCAUCUUUGCCAAUAUCGAUAUCACAGUACGGUGGAUCCCUUCAGAGUUGAAUCCAGCAGACGCCCCUUCGAGACUCCCAGCAGCCAGGGCUCAGGACGCCCGCCUCGACCUCCGCUCUUUCGGAGGCCGCCCUGCACCAGAGCCCGACGAUGGCUCGCUAUGGCGAGCCGCUGCGGAGGCGCUCGCCGCAGAAGGGCGCCCGCGGCGGCGCGACCCAGGCCUUGCCGGCCUCGGCGACGCUGCGGCGCCCGCAGCGCUGGCAGGGGGCUUCGGGGUCCACCGGGGGGGCAUCGGCGCGCAGCCGAGCGACUCCUCGGACAGCGACUCGGAGCCGGAGUCCACGGCCAGCUCAGGUGACGCCAGCCCCAGCGGAGAAAGCUACAGCACGAAGAGCGAGGCUGGCGGCCGAGCGGACCAGGCGCGCAAGAUCAGGGCCUCGUCCAACGUGCACUUCGUGACCUCGUACCGGAACUUCGACAACUGGUGCCAGACGCACGCCGUGCCCGUCCAGACCGCCCACGAGAUCGACAAGGCCAUCAGCGAGUACAUGGACGUGCUCUACUUCGACGGGAUGCCGUCGGACGUCGCAUCGAAGACGAUCGCGGCCGUCCUGCACUUCCGCCCCGCGGCGGUGGGCGAGGCCGAGUUGGCGGCCAGCAGGGCCGCGCUGAAGGGCUUCCGCUUGCUCGCCCCAGCCCGCACACGCCAGCCGCUGGUCCGCGAGGCGGUCUUCUGCCUGAUAGGGCUGGCGAUGCUGGACGGCGAGUCGGGGUUCGCGGAGGCCCUCAGCUUGGCAUGGGACACAGCCCUCCGCUUGCCCAGCGACCUGAUGCAGUUGCGAAGUCCGUCCCUCGUGCCGCCGCAGCCCCGCGUGGAGAUCUACGUGUGGAGCCUGCUGCUGUACCCAGAGGAGACCGGCCUGCGCAGCAAAGGGAAGCAGUUCGACGAGGGGGUCCAGCUCACGCGAUUCGGCCAGCUCUUCAAGAAGUACGCAGAGAUGAUCAACCUCAGGGACCCGCACCCAUACCGGGUGCGACACGGCUCGGCGAGCUGGGACAUCGCCAGCGGGACGCGGAGCCUCGAGGAGGUGCAGGCCCGCCUUCGGCACGCCAGCGCGACCAGCACCCAGCGGUACAGCCGAGCUGCUCGCUACACCGCGGAGCUGGAGCUGGCGCCCGAGUCGGUCAAGGCCUUCGGCGCCGCGGUGGCGGACCAGUGGGCCUUGACGCUCCAGGGCCGAGGCCGCCUGCCGCCCCGCCCGCGGCGCCCAGAGAAGCCGUGGUGA
Messenger RNA from Prorocentrum cordatum, 4824 nucleotides. The record is from the annotation of a GenBank genome assembly. NCBI's taxonomy places the organism in Eukaryota, Dinophyceae, Prorocentrales, Prorocentraceae.